This is a messenger RNA of Cylicocyclus nassatus, 801 nucleotides long. Lineage: Eukaryota; Metazoa; Nematoda; Chromadorea; Rhabditida; Strongylidae. The record is from the annotation of a GenBank genome assembly.
AUGCUUCCGUUGGACCGUAGUCUCCCAAACGCAAGCGUUAAUUCGUGCUGGGACCCCCACAGUACAGUCGAGUACAGUCUCUCCAGAUCGCCGCGUCUGCCUUCAUUGCGGUUCGAGCCAAGUGUCACGGCAGACGUAAUGUCUCAGGCCGAGAUGGGAGGACAUCAAAAGAGUGGUGAACGAGUCAAAAUCAACGUGGGUGGCACCGUAUUCGAAACUACCAUCUCCACGCUGACAAGGCUGGAUAAUACUGUGCUUUCCACAAUGGUGGCAAAUCGCUGGCGAAAUCAGGAAGAGAUAUUCGUGGACAGAAGUCCGACUUAUUUUUCCAAGAUAUUAGAUUACCUAAGAGACGGUGAGAAUGUUACUCUCCCCAGGGACGAUGAGGCUCGAGAGGCUCUACGUAAAGAAGCUGAGUUCUACAAUCUCCCUGAUCUGUCCAAGAUGUGCACCUUACACAUCCGCGAUAUUGUGCAAUGGAAGGAAAGCGCUAUCGAAAUGUACUGGAAGUAUUUUGUCAGAUAUCUGCACGAACUGGAAUAUUUUGAAAAAAGGAGAUUACGGUGUAUGGCCUGUGGAGAUUGUAGAGAAGAUUACGUUGGUCCCACAGCUUCGAUCGGCAAUGUUGAUCUCCAUAAAGUUGUGAUCAACUAUGAAGAUUGGAUACCGCUGAGGCAACAUAUGCCUUAUAUGAAGGGAAAAGUAACCUUUGCGAGUUUUAAAUGGUCCUGCUGUUCGGUGGAAUGGGGCAGCCUGCAUACGCAUAUUCCUCAAUCUGCACUGCGCAAGAGCAGGUACUAG